Mercurialis annua (annual mercury) is the source of this 3191-nucleotide messenger RNA. Its product is annotated as protein argonaute 16. Gene Ontology annotation, molecular function: RNA binding; protein binding. Gene Ontology annotation, cellular component: cytoplasm. Bases 113 to 2833 code for a protein of 906 amino acids. NCBI's taxonomy places the organism in Eukaryota, Viridiplantae, Streptophyta, Magnoliopsida, Malpighiales, Euphorbiaceae. Gene Ontology annotation, biological process: regulatory ncRNA-mediated post-transcriptional gene silencing. The record is from RefSeq and is a predicted model, not a curated record. The transcript has 23 exons.
UAUAAUAAUUUCUCAAGUCUACAAUACACACAACACACGCCCAUUCGAUUUUCCCUCCAUAGUUCUCCUCACUCUCCUUCAGCAGCGACUCACUCACUACUGACCAAGGAAGAUGGAGAAAGAAGCUGGUGGAUCCCCACCACCUCCGACUUCAACCAAUGGAAAGACAGAGAAGACGGAUGCUCCCAAACUGAAGAAAGACCAGUCGGAUGUUCUCAGACAUUCUAUUGUCAGCAGGCAGGGAUUUGGAACUACCGGUCGGCGCAUACCUUUGCUCAGCAACCACUUUAAAGUUUCGGUCAAUGCUCCAGAUGCUGUGUUUUACCAAUACAGUGUUUCUCUUACUUCAGAAGAUAAGAGAGCUGUUGAAAGCAAGGGAAUUGGUCGAAAGAUAAUUGAUAGGCUUUACCAAACAUAUUCCUCUGAACUUGGUAGUAAAAGGUUUGCUUAUGAUGGUGAGAAAACUCUCUAUACAGUGGGCCCUCUGCCCCAGCACAAGUUGGAGUUCACAGUAGUGCUUGAGGAGUCAUUUGCAAAACAGGAAAACUGCAGUCCAAAUGGUGGUGGAAGCCCGCAUGCUACGACUAAGAGGUCAAAGCAUUCUUUUCAUUCGAAGACUUUUAACGUAGAAAUAAGCUAUGCUGCUAAAAUUCCCUUGAAGUCAAUUGCUCUAGCUCUGAAAGGAGUUGAGGCUGAUAAUAGUACUCAAGAUGCUCUAAGAGUGCUAGAUAUUAUCUUGAGGCAGCAAGCAGCGAACAGGGGGUGCCUUUUAGUAAGACAGUCGUUUUUCCAUGAUGAUUCAAGGAACUUUACUGAUGUUGGAGGAGGUGUUACUGGUGUUCGGGGGUUCCAUUCCAGCUUCCGGACCACUCAGGGUGGCCUGUCUCUCAAUAUGGAUGUUUCUACUACAAUGAUCUUAACCCCUGGACCAGUGAUCGAUUUUCUGUUAACUAAUCAGAAUGUACGGGAGCCACGGAAUGUUGACUGGGUGAAGGCAAAAAGGAUGUUGAAAAAUAUGAGGAUUAAGCCUAGGCACCGUAACAUGGAAUUUAAGAUUAUAGGCUUGAGUGAGAAGCCCUGUAAUCAGCAGUAUUUCCCUAUGAAAGUUAAAAACAGUGACAGUGCAAAUGGAGAAUCAGAAACUGUGGAGUUAACCGUAAAUGAGUACUUCAAUAGACACUGUGGCAUAGAACUCACCUAUUCUGCAUUCUUACCCUGCCUUGAUGUUGGAAAACCAAAAAGACCAAACUAUCUGCCAAUAGAGCUUUGUUCACUUGUAUCACUCCAGCGGUAUACAAAGGCUCUGUCAUCAACUCAGAGAGCAUCUUUGGUUGAAAAAUCUCGACAAAAGCCUUUAGACAGAAUGCGGACUGUGACUGAUGCUGUGAGGAACUACAAUUAUGAUGAUGAUUCUAUGCUUUCUGUAUGUGGUAUAUCUAUCGAGAAACAACUGACGCAGGUGGAUGGUCGUGUUCUUGAGACACCAAAAUUGAAGGUUGGAAAUAGCGAGGACUGUAUCCCACGUAAUGGGCGGUGGAACUUCAAUAACAAGACACUUUGGAAAUGCACCACCAUUGACCGCUGGGCUGUUGUCAACUUUUCUGCUCGCUGCGAUACUAGUCAUAUCUCUCGUGAUCUUAUUAAUUGUGGAAGGAAAAAGGGCAUUCAAAUUGAACGUCCAUAUACAUUAAUUGAGGAGGACCCACAAUCUAGAAGAUCUGGUCCUCUUGCUAGAGUAGAAAAAAUGUUUGAGCAGAUUAGAGCAAAGCUUCCAGGUGCUCCACAAUUUAUUUUGUGCGUUUUGCCAGAGAGGAAAAACUCUGAUAUUUAUGGACCAUGGAAGAAGAAAUGUUUGAGUGAUUUUGGCAUCAUUACACAGUGCAUUUCUCCUUUUAAGAUUAAUGACCAGUAUCUUACUAAUGUACUACUUAAGAUCAACUCUAAGCUUGGAGGAAUAAACUCUUUGUUAGAAAUUGAACACACCAAACAUAUACGCCACAUAAUGGAUACUCCCACAAUGAUUUUGGGCAUGGAUGUGUCUCACGGUUCUCCUGGCCGUUCAGAUAUUCCAUCAGUAGCUGCGGUCGUUGGCUCGCUACAUUGGCCAUUGAUUUCAAGAUAUAGAGCAUCAGUAAGAACACAAUCUCCUAAGGUGGAGAUGAUUGAUGCUCUGUUCAAGCCUGUAGAUGAUAAGAAUGAUGAUGGCAUAAUGAGGGAGCUGCUAAUAGAUUUCUAUCAGACCAGCAAUGGGCGAAAACCAAAGCAGAUUAUUCUGUUCAGGGAUGGUGUGAGCGAGUCACAGUUCAAUCAGGUUUUGAACAUUGAAGUGGAGCAAAUCAAACAGGCGUUUCAACAUCUUGGCGAGGAUGAAAUUCCCAAAUUCACAGUAAUUAUUGCUCAAAAAAAUCACCAUACAAAGCUAUUUCAAGCUAGUGGCCCUGAAAACGUUCCUGCUGGGACAGUUGUAGAUACCAAGAUCGUGCAUCCUAGAAAUUACGACUUUUAUAUGUGUGCUCAUGCAGGAAUGAUAGGCACUUCAAGGCCAGCACAUUACAUUGUGUUGCUUAAUGAGAUUGGUUUUUCUCCUGAUGACUUGCAAAACCUGAUCCACUCACUUUCCUAUGUGUACCAAAGGAGUACGACUGCUAUUUCAAUCGUGGCUCCGGUAUGCUAUGCUCACCUUGCUGCACAACAGAUGGGGCAGUUUAUCAAAUUUGAGGAUUUUUCUGAAACCUCAUCAGGACAUGGAAGCGUGACAUCAUCUGGACCAGUUCCUGUACCAGAGCUUCCUCGGUUGCACAAAGAUGUCGCCGGUUCCAUGUUCUUCUGCUGACUUAAAGUUCGACCAGUACAGAUUAAAAAAAUAGGGCUUUAGGUUUCAUGUUGCCUGGUGUUUAUUUUUUACUUGCUGGGCAUAACUACAAACUGCAUUUUUCAGAUCCCUAAACCUUCUUCUAACGUAGUCCUGCAAAUAGAUAGCACAAAGUUAAUAGAGGAAUAGAAAUGUCUCAAAGUCUCUUCAAUUCAUUUUUGGAAGCAAGACUAGCUUUAGUGUUUAAAGAAGCAACCAGUGUGUUGUUCUAUUAGAGUGACAGUUAUUUUUUUUGUUUUUGAUCUGAUACGCUUUGGCCGACACUGUGUCCGUAAGUUGGGCGCUUAAAUUGCAUUCUUGUCUGAUGAAAACUUGAAUA